Messenger RNA from Sorghum bicolor (sorghum), 1485 nucleotides. Its product is annotated as RHOMBOID-like protein 2. Lineage: Eukaryota; Viridiplantae; Streptophyta; Magnoliopsida; Poales; Poaceae. The record is from RefSeq and is a predicted model, not a curated record. The coding region runs from base 236 to 1234 and encodes 332 amino acids. The transcript is spliced from 5 exons. Gene Ontology annotation, molecular function: serine-type endopeptidase activity. Gene Ontology annotation, cellular component: membrane. Gene Ontology annotation, biological process: proteolysis.
CUCCCUCCAGACUCCACCUCCUCUGGCUGGUCCUCUCCUCUCUUUGGCUCUUCUUCCCGGGUUCCCCUCCUCUCCGUCCUCCUCGCUUCCAAGCCAAGCCAAGCCAAAAUCACACACGCACACAACACACAGAAAGCCGCGCGAGUCCACCCACCAGUCCACUACCCCGCACGCUAUAACUGUAGCCAGCGGAGGCGGAGGCGCGCGGCGGCGGCCGACGACAACUCAGCCAGCCAUGGCGACGGGGGGCGGCCAGCAGGGGAAGGCCGCGGGGUACUACCAGUACCCGGCCUCGUACUCGUACGCCGGCGCCGCGGCCGCGGCCGCGGAGGAGGAGCGCCGGUGGUGGCCGUGGCUCGUGCCCACCGUGCUCGUCGCCUGCAUCGCGGUCUUCGCGGCCGAGAUGUUCGUCAACGACUGCCCGCGCCACGGGAGCGCGCUCGGCGGCGGCGCCGGGUCCGGGUGCGUCGCGGCCGGGCUCCUCCGCCGGUUCUCCUUCCAGCCGCUCCGCGAGAACCCGCUCUUCGGGCCUUCCUCCGCCACCUUGGAGAAGAUGGGAGCUCUCAACUGGGCCAAAGUAGUUCAUGAGCACCAAGGGUGGCGCCUCAUAAGCUGUAUCUGGCUCCAUGCUGGUCUAGUUCACUUGGUUGUCAACAUGCUAAGCUUGCUCUUCAUUGGAAUCCGCCUUGAGCAACAAUUUGGGUUUGUGCGCAUUGGGGUUAUCUACUUGAUAUCUGGCUUUGGCGGCAGUGUCCUGUCUGCUCUUUUCCUACACAGUAACUACAUCUCUGUUGGUGCCUCUGGGGCUUUGUUUGGCCUCCUUGGAUCAAUGCUUUCAGAGCUUAUUAUGAACUGGACUAUCUAUUCCAACAAGGCAGCGGCAAUCAUAACUCUACUUUUUAUAAUUGCAAUUAACCUGGCCAUUGGGAUAUUACCUCAUGCUGAUAAUUUUGCCCACAUUGGUGGCUUUGCUUCUGGAUUUCUUCUUGGAUUCGUGCUGCUGGCAAGACCUCAAUUUGGCUGGAUGGAACGCAGCGAGCUACCUCAGACUAAUCAACCUCCAAAGUACAAAUUGUACCAGUAUGUCUUGUGGGUUGCUGCACUCCUCUUGCUGGUAGUUGGAUUUGUGAUUAUCUUGGUCAUGCUCUUCAAGGGUAAGAACGGGAACGAUAGCUGCCACUGGUGCCAUUACCUGAACUGCGUACCAACAUCCAGAUGGAAGUGCGAUACAUAGCUUGCUAUAUUCUGCAAAGUAUAUGCUUCUUGAGGGAGCAGAUUUUUUUUAUUUUUUAUUUUUAUUUUUUUUAUGUUGGUGUGUUUGUGGAAAUGUACGACGAAAUGUGUCCUCCUCCACCUGACCAUCCUGCACUUGUGCCCUAAUUCUCCCUGGUUCUUUGAAGUACAAAUGUUUCAGAAUUGUAGCUCGAGCUUGUAACUGUUGAUUUCAGCGCAAUUGCUAUAUUUGAUUCUCUCACAACAAAUCAA